ACACUAUUCUUGAAGCACUACCAAGAGAGAAGUGGGGAGGUUACUGUUGCUCCUGCUGGGGCAAGGACGAAUGGAUAUACGGUCACUCGGCUUGUUUUUCGGCAGUGAAUCGAUAAACACACUUUGUGGUUGAUCGUACACAUCGUCCUGGCUAGUCGCUAUAGUGGUGAGGCUGCAGGAUAAGAGAUUCCCAGCAUUUGAUAGUAAGGCGGUGCGAAGGACAGCAAUGGAGGUUGUGGUGGAGUUCGAGUAUGAUGCACUCCAUGAUGACGAGCUUACCCUGCGCCUGGGCGACAUCAUCAAGAAUGUGAGAUAUAUAGAGGAGGAUGGUUGGAUGGAGGGAGACCUCAACGGGAAAAGGGGCCUCUUCCCUGACAACUUUGUUAAGGAAUUAAAGAAGGAAUCCAAAGAGGUCAAGGAAACGAAGAAUGACCCAAAAGAGGAGUCCACUCAGCCUCAGAGGAGAGAAAAGAACGCAGGGAACGUGGCCAACCUGGUCCAAAGGAUGAGCACUAUCGGCAUCCCGACUGGUGGUUUCCAGCCUCAGCCGCCAGCAGCUUCAAAGAAGCCUAAGAAGAAACUGUGCAAGGUGCUAUUUGAUUAUCAACCACAGAAUGAAGAUGAGCUAGAGCUGAAAACCGGAGCCAUCAUAGACGUCACGGAAGAGGUUGAAGAGGGAUGGUGGAACGGCAGCUUGAAUGGCAAAUCAGGACUGUUUCCCUCCAACUUUGUUAAAGAGCUGGACGUCAUGGGGGAGGAUGGAGACUCCAAUGACACCACAGCAGACGAAGCUGAUGGAAGUGGAAUGGAAAUCACCACUCCCACAUCACCCCAAUCUUCAGGGAAUGGAGUUAUUGCUCAGCCCAAGAAGGUCCGAGGUGUUGGCUUCGGAAAUAUUUUCAAAGAAGGGUCGGUCAAACUAAAGGUCCGACUGCCCAGCAGUGACUCAGAGGAAAGGAAGGAGAAACCAAUCCCAUCAUUACCAUCCACUGCAAAGCCCGCCCAUCCCAACAUGACAGUCUUGCCGAGAGCAGAUGGAAACAGCAAAUCCAAAGGUGCCACUGUUUUGGGUUCUUCAGUAAAAGAGUACUGUAAGGUCACAUUUGCAUUCGAGGCCACAAAUGAAGAUGAGCUGAGCCUUAAAGAGGGUGAUGUCAUCCAUGUCCUGAGUAAGGACACAGGAGAGCCUGGCUGGUGGCGAGGGGAGAUUGGUGGUAAAGAUGGUGUCUUCCCUGACAACUUUGUGGUCAUGGUUUCUGAAGCAGACAAGGAGCAUCCUGCAUCAAGAGGGUCAGUAAAACCGUCGUCUAGGCAGGAGUCUGAAGAGGCUCCCACGUCAAGAGGCUCACUGAAAUCAACAUCUAAGCAGGAGUCUGAAGAGAAACCAAAAAAGCCACCUGCACCGUCAAAAAGCACAGUUCUCAAACCGGAGGCUCCUGGUUCCGACAAGACGUCUCAUCUCAUCAGGGCAGAGGACAGAGUUGACAAGCCUACCCCAGAUCAUAAACCAGCCAAGCCUGCAGCGCCGGUGGUCCCACCCAAGAAGCCUGUCCCCCCUCCAGGGAAAGGUAGACCAGUGAGCUUCCCACCAAAGAGGCCCGACAAGCCUCUUGCGCCUUCACCAAAACUCAAGCACAAUGGAGAGGUGCCUUUGACACAACCAAAGCCGGACUUAGAACCAUCAUUGCCUGCCAAACCCAAGACGCUGUCUGGGGACUCAGGGGAGAAGUCCCCAGAUACAGCCUCAGCAGACCUGAUGAUUUUUGAUGAGGUGCCAUCUACCUCAGAGAAGCUCUCUCACCCCACUGCUAACAGACCAAAGAUGCCUGCCAGGAGGCUGCCUGCCCAGUUUGGUGGAGUACAAUUGCCCAAUAAGGAAGUGAGUGCAGAGAAAUCCUUCAAAACCGAUGAAGAGGAUGUCAAAUCAAAGCUAACAGAAUCCAGAAAGCUUUCAACAAGUUCAUUAUCGCAGUCACCAUCUCACCUCAGGCCUACCACUGAGACCAAACAUAGCCCAGCACCAGCCCCAAGCUCAGACAGCAGCUCUCUGAGCAGCAAUGACCAGCUGGAGCCUAAAGAGCCAGGUUCCCAGCUAGAUGAGCUGAGGAGCCAGAUGAAGGAGCUGCUGGUGUCUUUGGAGCUGCUCAAGACCCAGCAAAUGAAAGAGAUAGCAGAGCUCCGAGGAGAGCUGGAUGAAGAAAGGCAAAAGCGUGUGGCCCUGCAGAUGGAGAUAGAAAAACUAAAACGGGCCAUCCACUCAACAUGAAGCCCACGCUCCAAUCGACAACAAGCCUCAAGGUCAGCUGCUGGCCUGUCAACCAACCAGAGCAGAAGGGCAGUGACGAACCAACAGUUGAGCGGCUGGAGGGAGGGAGGUUGUGGAACCACCUCAAGCACAAUCUUUGUUCAGUGAUCUACAAAAAUAAACUCUCCCCAUAUUUGUAAGAUUUACAUUUUGCACAUAUAAUUUUUUUUUCAAGCUAGAUGUAAUUAAGUUACAGAUGUAUAUGUUUCUUUUUCUUUUUAAAUUUGUUUUUAUUUUACCAACACAAAAAACCGAGGCCUUACUUCAAACUACUGCUCUGGACUUGUAAUUGCCACUCACUCUCUCCCCUUCACUCUGCGCUCCUCGAACUCCUCAGGGAGGAGGUUUUGCUCUCAGUACUACUGACUUUAUAUAAAGCAAGGGGUUUCUUGUUUUCUUCACCUAAUAAUCUUUCUCAUAUUUUUUAUGGUGCACAAAUAGUUGAUUUUAAAAAGUAAGAAAAUGUUUGGUUUCAUUUAACAUCUUGGGAUUUUCACAAGUGAUUUCUUUUUUUCUGUCUGACACAGUGCUUGUUGCUUGUCUACUUCAUAGGCGCAGCGCUUCAGAGAGCACUCUAUCAAUUAGUUUUAUGUUUUCUAGCAUUCCUAUCCAGGGUAACACUACUGUGCCUGUUAAAAACAUGUUUCUAUUAAGUGUUUGUAAUGGGAGCUUACAUUUAACGUGAUGGUGUCUGGAAAAUCUGCAGCAUGAUAUUGUAUAUCUAUAUUUUUUAAGUCUAAUGAUAUGCUAGUCAAAUAUUGUAUAGAGAGCCUCUUCUAUGCUGGUCUUUGCUAUUUUUGUCAAACUAUUCCACCCAAUAGGAAUGUUCUAAGACACUUGGUCAGAAAGUGCUGCAGAAUGCCAUCACAUGCAAAAAAAAAAAA
Molecule: messenger RNA, 3189 nt
Organism: Monopterus albus (swamp eel)
Lineage: Eukaryota; Metazoa; Chordata; Actinopteri; Synbranchiformes; Synbranchidae
Gene: cd2ap
Product: CD2-associated protein
Exons: 20
Coding region: 227-2266 (679 amino acids)
Biological process (GO): actin filament organization; cell migration
Cellular component (GO): vesicle; cytoplasm; cell leading edge
Molecular function (GO): protein binding
Source: RefSeq, a predicted model, not a curated record